AUGACCACUACAACGAAUAAUUCCACGAAAAGCUAUGCAAAUGUCACACAAAAUCCGAUGCUUCCUUCAAAGGACCAAGCCAUUGUGAUAGAUGCCAUCGACAAUGUCCAAAAUAAAGACUAUGCUCAAGCCUUAGGAAAAGUUAUUGACCCAAAAAUGAUUAGAUUCUUGUCAAGUUGUUGUAACAAUCACAUAAAUUAUGUCGUUGGUAUAUAUUAUCCUCAAAGUAUGCAUUUAAAUAGAACAGAUUGCGAUACGUUAUUUAGUCAAUUUAAUAAUAAAACUUUAAUAGCCGUUGACUUCGAUGCCCAUCACAUACACUGGUCUUAUCACACAGAUACGCGCGGUCGCCUGUUAGCCGAGAGUAGCUGUGACUAUGGGUUUGUUAACCUAAACGACGGCUCGCCGACGCGCAUAGCUCAGCUACAAUGGGUACCCUCCCAUGUGGGAGUUUUUGGUAAUGAGGUCGCUGAUGAGCUCGCCAAAGUAGCCCAAUCUGAUGGAAUUCCUCUUCGUGUAUCGCUACAGUCUUCAGAUUAUAUCCCAAUUGUAAAGAAGCUUUGCUAUGAUCAGUGGAAGACACAUUAUAAUGUGAUCUCUUGCGAAAAAGGCAUUUGGUACAAAUCCCUUACUGCUGAGCCUACACAAAUUCCUUGGUUCAGUAAUACUAGGAUGACAUAUAAAGAACUGGUUGCUUGUUUUAGACUUCGGUCAGGACAUGUUCUAUUGAACAAUUUUGGCUAUCUCAUGAGUAAAACAGAAAGUCCCAAUUGCGUG
Molecule: messenger RNA, 777 nt
Organism: Brenthis ino (lesser marbled fritillary)
Lineage: Eukaryota; Metazoa; Arthropoda; Insecta; Lepidoptera; Nymphalidae
Source: the annotation of a GenBank genome assembly